Messenger RNA from Dermacentor silvarum, 708 nucleotides. Its product is annotated as membrane metallo-endopeptidase-like 1. NCBI's taxonomy places the organism in Eukaryota, Metazoa, Arthropoda, Arachnida, Ixodida, Ixodidae. Gene Ontology annotation, biological process: protein processing. The transcript is spliced from 5 exons. The coding region runs from base 292 to 708 and encodes 138 amino acids. Gene Ontology annotation, cellular component: plasma membrane. Gene Ontology annotation, molecular function: metalloendopeptidase activity. The record is from RefSeq and is a predicted model, not a curated record.
UACAUUGCUUGAGCAAAAUGUCACGCCAUGGUCGAUGGCUUACAGCUGUGAAGCACGUCAGCGAUCGCGCACAGUUGUCCUCGCGACGCGUUCCACUAUUUUAAGCAAUGUGCUUAUUGGUAUUUCACAUUUUCUUUUUCAUAACAACUUGCCCUUUCGUUGGAUAUUGAAAAGUCGUGGUGACGUCAGACGCGGCUGUGUUUCCUGAGAUUGCUGUCCAGGCCAACAACCACUUCAGCUUCUCAGCUUUGCUCCAGGCACUUUCAAUCCGCAUGGAACAUUCUGCAUUUAAUGCGUAAUCUGGAUCCCGAUAAUACAAGAAACGAAAGAGCUAUGGAAUUUAUGAUGUUUGCUAGCCUGUUUACGUGGCUAAUCGUCUUCUCGUCGUCAAAAGCGAUGGUCAAUAAGAGCGAAGAAAAGUACUCUGUCUGUUGUGAACCCGUCUGCUACGAACGAGCGAGGCUGAUCAAUGCAUCGCUAAACACGUCCGUUCAGCCAUGCGAUGAUUUCUACUCGUAUGCCUGCGGUGGAUGGAUGAAUACACACACUAUUCCAGACACAAGGUCCAAUAUCGGUACCUUCUACUUUCUCCGCAAUGAACUGAAGAACACCCUCAAAGGUAUAUUAGAAAAUAUGACCAUCGCUGAAGAGGAGCAGACUAUAGAGAACAAGCUUGCCGUUGCUUACAAUGCCUGUGUAGGUACGUGA